Molecule: messenger RNA, 2615 nt
Organism: Colius striatus (speckled mousebird)
Lineage: Eukaryota; Metazoa; Chordata; Aves; Coliiformes; Coliidae
Gene: CTSA
Product: cathepsin A
Exons: 15
Coding region: 740-2152 (470 amino acids)
Biological process (GO): proteolysis
Molecular function (GO): serine-type carboxypeptidase activity
Source: RefSeq, a predicted model, not a curated record
CCAGCCGGGGCCUCGCUGCCGGGCUCGGUGCGCAGCUGCUUCGGCCGGGCCCGGCGCGGCGGGAGGUGCGUUUCUGCGGCCCCUCCCGGCCAUGCCGUCCCGCAGCCUCCGUGCCCCGUCUGCAGCCUGCGGCGGGAGCUGCCUCAGAGCCCCUCCAGGCCCCAGCGCGGCGGCAGAGGCCGCUACCGGCCUCUCUGAGUCCCGCGGUUGUGCACAGCCCACGGACAGCUCCCUGCAGCUCUGCAGGCUCCCCGCCAGAGCGAGCCCGUGAGCCCCGGGCGUCGGGAAGCCCUUCAGCUCUCGGACUGACCUGGCGGCCGCAGAGAGGCCGGAGGGGAAUGUGAGGAGAGCGACCAGAGGACUGUGUGUGAUCCUUGCACGGAGCCCGCUGCCAGGCCGCGCCCGGCGGCGCUGGGGGCGGUUCCGGCGUGUGCAGACCGUGGCGGUGUGGAGGAUGCCCUCGGCGUCCCUGGAGGGUGCCCACAGCAGGACCAGGAAGCCCGAGCAGCUGCGCUUGCCGCUUCAGCCGCCCUUCCAGCACACCUGGGCCGUGCUGCACUCGGGGGAAGCCCCUGCAGCCGGAGGCUCGGCGGUGGCAGAGGGGACACAGUGCCUGUCAGGCCGGGCAAGGCAGUGCUGAUGGGCCUUGGGCAGGUCCUGAAGAGCUCCUGCAACGAACCUCUGGGUAAAUCGCCGGUGCUGUCCUUCCUCUCAACAGAGAUCAGGAGUCUGAGUGCAGAUGAGGCCGGUGCUGCUGUGCGCGCUGCUGCUGGGGCUGAGCCGCGCCGCCCCCCCGGGCCAUGAGGUGACGUUCCUGCCGGGGCUGGCCAAGCAGCCGUCCUUCCGCCACUUCUCGGGCUACCUCUGCGCCGGGCCGGGCAAGCUCCUGCACUACUGGUUCGUGGAGGCUCAGAGCAACCCCCAGGACAGUCCCCUGGUACUCUGGCUGAAUGGGGGCCCCGGCUGCAGCUCCAUGGAGGGCUUCCUGAAGGAGCACGGCCCCUUCCUGAUCCAGCCCGAUGGGGUCACGCUGAAGUACAAUGACUACUCCUGGAACAAGAUCGCCAACAUGCUCUACGUGGAAUCCCCUGCUGGGGUCGGCUUCUCGUACUCUGAGGACAAGAAAUACGCCACGAACGACACGGAGGUCGCCCACAACAAUUACCUGGCGCUGAAGAAUUUCCUGCAGCUCUUCCCCGAGUACUCCAAGAACGAUCUGUAUCUCACAGGAGAGAGCUACGGCGGGAUCUACAUCCCCACGCUGGCCGAGUGGGUGAUGCAGGACCCCAGCCUCAACCUGAAGGGGAUCGCUGUGGGAAACGGCCUCUCGUCAUACGAGAUCAACGACAACUCCCUGGUUUACUUUGCCUAUUACCACGGCCUCCUGGGCACCGAGCUGUGGAGGGACUUGCAGGCCUUCUGCUGCUCCCAGGGGAAAUGCAACUUCCACGACAACUCCAACCUGAACUGCACCCUCAAGAUGCAGGAGAUGAUUCAGAUUGUAGAGGAGUCUGGCCUCAACAUCUACAACCUGUACGCCCCGUGCGACGGCGGCGUCCCUGGGAGCAUGAGGUACGAGGGUGGCUGUCUGGUCACGCACGACCUGGGCAACUCCUUUAUCCGGACACGGAUGAAGUUCUCAUGGCAGCAGAACCUGUUCCGGAUGCCGGUAGCCAGGAACAAGGUGCGGAUGGACCCGCCCUGCACAAACUCCACAGCGCUCAGGGUGUAUCUGAACUCGCCAGAGGUGAAGAAGGCUCUGCACAUUUCUCCCAGCGCUCCAGACUGGGAGGUCUGCAGCUUUGAGGUGAACCGCAGCUACAAGCGCCUGUACAUGCAGAUGAACGACCAGUACCUGAAGCUGCUUGGAGCCACGAAAUACCGCAUCCUGGUGUACAACGGCGACGUGGACAUGGCCUGCAACUUCCUCGGGGACGAGUGGUUUGUGGACUCACUGUGCCAGAAGGUGCAGGUAGCUCGCCGGCCCUGGCUGUACACUGAGGGAGGUGAGAACCAGAUCGGGGGCUUUGUGAAGGAAUUCACCAACAUCGCCUUCCUCACCAUCAAGGGAGCUGGACACAUGGUGCCCACGGACCGGCCGCUCGCCGCCUUCACCAUGUUCAGCCGCUUCAUUAAGAACGAGCCGUACUGAGCCCCCGCAGCCUGUCCCGCUCCCGGGCUGCCCGAGCUGGGGGCUCUGCCCCCCACCCUGAGCAGUGGGGCGGCCGGGGGUGCGGGGUCCCGGGGCUCUGUCCUCGCUGGGUGAGGAGUUGUGCCACCGCUGCCUGUGCUUGUGGCUUCCUGUUGGGCCUCUUCCCCGUCUGGGGACGCAGCCACUUCCCCCCCGAGAGGGGAGCAGCCCCCACCACUUCCCCUCUGCCCGCGGCCGCCCGCACACGCACAGCCCUGGGCAGGCUCCGAGGCAGCUGCCCCAGCAGGGACAGCACAGUUCACAUGGCGGCCCUGAGGGCUGUCUGCUCCCCCCCAAACUGCUCCCACGUCUGACCCCAGGGAAGGAGGCUCACUGUGAAGAUAAUCCCACCACCCACUGCCCGCUCACAGCCUAGGGCACACAGUGCUUCUGGGAACUCGCAAUAAACUCUCUGAAUAAGGUG